AACUGAAGAUCUCGUACAACGCUGUGUACUAUGUUCAAUAUAUGCAUCAUAAGGCAUAUCAUCAGCUUGGCAGCACUGAAAAUAACGCACUGUCUGAACUUCAAGCUCUGUCUCAGAAGUGUACGCGCCUCCCCGCGUCUCUCUCAUUGUGAAAGGGCGGGGGAGGAGAGAGGAGGCAAGGAAAAGGAAUUGUUUCCAAUCCUCGCAUUCAUCAACAUUAGCAGCAAUUGUAGCUGUAACGGUAAUGAUGUGUAUGACGAUACCAAGGCAGGACUUGUGUCCUUAGGAUAAUAACGACAGAUGUAUAACCCUCAAGCCAAAUUGUCUACAGAUGCAACCCAGCACAGAUGUGGUAAGAUACGAUACACAUCACUCAUCACUUGCCUGUCAACUUUUUUCGAAAUCUUUUUUUGUCUCACAUUUAAUCCCUCAUGGCAAGCCACUUGCACAAACGUAAGUUCAACAUCUAGUUUCGAUUUGCUUGAGUUGUCAACUAACGUGAAUUGAACGUGAAAUCAACGGGAGAAAAUAAAUUCCCUUACGUUGUUGGCGUUUUGCAAACCUUGAAAUGACGUGGAAACCACGUUGAUUCAUCCAGUUGUUGGCCAGUGGGAAGAUUUUUUUUUUUUAAUCGUUUGUCUUUUUGGGGUGGGACAUUGUAAAAGAGGGCCAGAGAGAGAGAGAGAGAAAGAAAAAGACAGAGAGAAUAGUCCAGAUGUGAGAUGUGACGCGCUGCCGGACGAGCCAGACACGACGAUCCAGUGUUAUUGAUGAAGAAUAGAAAAUGUUCUACCAUCGAGGGAAAGUCUGCGCUAUUGAUGGGCUUUCUAAUUUAUAACGGGUGUAUGUGUGUGUCUGGUUAACCGUCAGAGGUGAAAGAUCAGAGGUCACAGCAGGUCGGAGGCAAGAGGUCAGGGGUCAUGUCUACCGUGGCAUUCCAGAACCUUCCUCUCAACAUUUAUAUGGUCAUCUUCGGGACCGGAGUCUUCGUUUUCGUCCUGAGCCUCAUCUUCUGCUGCUACUUCAUCAGUAAACUGAGGCACCAGGCCCAACGAGAGAGGUUUGGAUAUAAAGCGGUGGUGUUCAAAGGGGAUACAAAGAAACUCAAUCUACACGGGACAUGUGCGGUGUGCUUGGAGGACUUCAGAGUGAAAGAUGAGCUAGGAGUGUUGCCAUGCCAACAUGCCUUUCACCAGAGAUGCCUGGUGAAGUGGCUGGAGGUGCGCUGUGUGUGUCCCAUGUGUAACAGGCACAUCGCUGGGCCACCUGAACAACGCCACAGCCUGGGCACACUGCUGGAUGAACUGGUGUAGUGGGUUGCUAUGGCGAUACAGCUGGAAAUGAGUGGUGUAGCAAGUUGAUAUGACGAUGCAGCUGGAAAGGACUAGUGUAGGAUGUUGCUAUGGUGGUACGACUGGAACAGACUGGUUUAGAGGUCCCGGUACGGACUAUACAUUGCUGAAGCAAAAUGACCUGACAAUCUAUUAUUAGGGACCAGUGACGAAACCACAUGACACCAUAAUUAUAGGGAAACCUAGCUUCAGACUUCACACACUCAUGUAUUGAUAAGGAGAUGGGACACACGGGCGGCAGGUAGCCCAUCAGUUAGAGCGUUGGGCCAGGUUGCUUGUUUGAAUCCCCGAGCUGACCAAGCUGUAAAUCUGUCGACGUGCCCUUGAAAAAGGAGCAACCCUCAUUACUCCAGGGUUGCUGUUGAUAACGGCAGACCUUGGCUGUGACCCCACUCUCUGGGGGUGUCCCAGGGAGAGUUGGGAUCUGCAAAAAAACAAAUGAAAGAGGACAAAUAUAAGCACCCACCAAAUUAUUACCAUUAUGGGUACUGUAGUAUGUCAUGCUACACCUUAUCAUGUAGAAUCAGUCAUUUAAUGACUGACUGCCGAGCCUCUACAAUACGCACUCCACCAGCAUGCCCACUUUUCAGACUUCUUCAUGAAGAACGGAUUCACAAAGCCACAAAAUCUGGGACAAAAACUCUGCUCUCAGUCACUGUCUGGAAGAGGGGCUACCUGUGAAAAGAGAGCUUGAGAACUCAAGGGAUGUAUUGCUGAACACCCAGAUAGAAAUAUAUGAUGUAGAACAGACAUGCCUUUCUGAAAUCUGGAGUGAGGAAUUGUGUCAGCUCUGUUCAUGGCAUAUCUAUCUGCAAUGUCCAGUAUGUUACACCCUGGGGACGAUGACAUAUAGGUAUCAUUGUGACAUUUUUUUCUGACUGUGUCACAUGUCUGUCUGUCUGGUCUGUGUGUGUCUGUCUGUGUGUCAGGUAUGCAUCCUGCUUAUAUUAAGUGGGUGUGACAUAUACUCCUGUUAUGAACUGUAGGAGGGACCAACAACUUUUUUUUAUCCUGACUAGUAUUUCCUUGCCAAACAAGCCUUUCCAGUUAAUUAUAUUUAAAGUGAAGGGAGAUUUGGAACAAUUCCUUUCUGUCUGGGGACGUGUACUGAAGCACAGGCACUGCCCAAUGGCAAAGUAAACAUUCCCCAUGUGUACAAUAUCUGCUUUUGUAAAUAUCUGAAAAUACAACAUGUCCUGUUUUGAUCCAUGUC
Molecule: messenger RNA, 2565 nt
Organism: Oncorhynchus tshawytscha (Chinook salmon)
Lineage: Eukaryota; Metazoa; Chordata; Actinopteri; Salmoniformes; Salmonidae
Product: RING finger protein 122-like
Exons: 7
Coding region: 921-1313 (130 amino acids)
Source: RefSeq, a predicted model, not a curated record